Molecule: messenger RNA, 373 nt
Organism: Sipha flava (yellow sugarcane aphid)
Lineage: Eukaryota; Metazoa; Arthropoda; Insecta; Hemiptera; Aphididae
Exons: 2
Coding region: 19-354 (111 amino acids)
Source: RefSeq, a predicted model, not a curated record
GACUAGGGGCCUCCCUAAAUGUAUGUAAGCCUUGGGGCCCGUGCGCACGGCACACUUGCACACCUGAUUUUUGCGGCACUGGUUCGGAAGCGCUGUGGAUACAGUGAUGUAACCAUUUUGCGAUUUUUAACUGUUGUUACUAAUAUAACUAAUGUUACAUUGGCGCACAUGUGUUCCGACGGCAGACCUCGGUCAAAGUCCAAGAUCGCUUCCGUUAUCGCCAUUUGGGUACAGCACGAUGGUAGCGUACACCCGCCUACGUACAUAAUAGGUUAUAAAAUACGCGCAAUAAUAACUCGAACAUACGCCGAUUUACACGUGUGUUGCGCUGACCACCAGCCGAAUUCUGUUUAGUCGCGCGCCGCGUCAUCUC